Molecule: messenger RNA, 1932 nt
Organism: Macadamia integrifolia
Lineage: Eukaryota; Viridiplantae; Streptophyta; Magnoliopsida; Proteales; Proteaceae
Product: glutamate receptor 2.7-like
Exons: 3
Coding region: 1-1932 (643 amino acids)
Cellular component (GO): membrane
Molecular function (GO): glutamate-gated receptor activity
Source: RefSeq, a predicted model, not a curated record
AUGAAGAACUCGGUCCAAGUUCUUUUGUCUUUCAUCUUAAUAUUUUGUAUGAGUCACUUCAUUGGCAAAUUUGGUGUAUCAGCUCAAAAUACAACCAUCCCCUUCAAUGUUGGGGUGGUUCUGGAUUACAAUAAUCUGGUUGGGAGAAUUGGGUUGACCUGCAUCUCCAUGGCAUUGUCUGAUUUCUAUGAAAUUCACAGUUUCUACAAAACAAGACUGGUUCUCCACACCAGGGAUUCCAACAGCAAUGUGGUCCAUGCUGCUUCUAUGGCUCUUGACCUACUAAAUAACAUAGAAGUACAAGCAAUUAUUGGACCAAUAACAUCUUCUGAGGCUGACUUUGUGAUUGAUCUUGGAGACGAAGCACAUGUACCCAUUCUCUCUUUCUCUGCAUCAAAUCCUUUUCUUUCUUCAGCUCAAAAUCCUUAUUUUGUCCGGGCUUCCCUUAGUGACUCCUUUGAAGUAAAAGCAAUUGCUUCCAUUGUCCAAGCCUUCAGAUGGAAGGAAGCUGUACUGAUAUAUGAAAACACUGAUUAUGGUAGUGGAAUUGUUCCUUAUUUAAUUGAUGCAUUUACAGCAAUUGAGACCCGUGUCCCCUAUAGAAGUGUCCUUUCCCCUUCAGCCACCGACGAUCAAAUUGUUUCAGAGCUUUACAAGAUGAUGACAAUGCAAACUAGAGUAUUUGUUGUGCACAUGUCAUACCCUCUUGGUGCUCGUUUAUUUUUGAAAGCAAAAAAUGUCGGAAUGAUGAAUGAAGGAUAUGCCUGGAUUAUCACAGAUGGGCUAUCUAAUCAGUUGAAUUCCAUGGAUUCCUCUGUUCUUCAUUCUAUGCAAGGUGUAAUUGGCAUCGAGCCUUACCAGCCAAUGUCUGAUAAUCUUAAGAAUUUUAAGAUAAGAUGGAGACAAAAUUUCCACAAGGAAAACCCAGAUAUGAAAAGAGUUGCCCUUAACAUUUUUGGACUGUGGGCCUAUGAUACUGUUUGGGCACUAGCACUAGCAGCUGAGAAAUUUGGGGCAGCAAAUCUCCAAUUCCAGCACCCACAAGUUGUUAAUGGAACAUCUGACCUUUUAACUAUCGGAAUCUCUACAAUAGGUCCUAAACUUCUCCAGACAAUAUUGGAGACAAAAUUUACAGGCUUGAGUGGAAAAUUUAGCCUUGUUGAUGGACAACUACAAUCGUCGGCAUAUCGAGUACUCAAUGUAAUAGGUCGUGAACGAAGGGAGAUUGGAUUCUGGACACCAACAAAUGGAAUUUUACGUGAACUGAGUGCAUCUUCAAAUUCCAAUCUCAGUCCUAUAGUAUGGCCAGGAGAUUCUACGACUGUGCCUAAAGGUUGGGUAAUUCCUACAAAUGGGAAGAAACUGAAGAUCGGAGUUCCUGUUAUGAAAGGAUUUAGUGAAUUUGUGAAGGUAGCAAUAGAUCCUACUACCAAUGCUACAAUUGUCACUGGGUACUGCAUCGAUGUCUUUAAUGCUGUAACUGGGGAACUGCCAUAUGCCCUUUCUUAUGAGUUUAUUCCAUUCAUGAAGCCUGAUGGUACAAGUGCCGGGACUUACAAUGAUAUGAUCUACCAAAUAUAUCUCCAAAAAUAUGAUGCAGUCGUUGGCGAUACGACUAUCAUAGCUAAUCGGUCCUUUUAUGUUGAUUUUACAAUGCCAUACACACAGUCUGGGGUAACAAUGAUAGUGCCAAUCCAACAACAUCAGAGGAAGAAUAUUUGGGUUUUCCUGAAGCCUUUGAAUUGGGAUCUAUGGUUCACUAUUUUCAUUUUCUUCAUCUUCACAGGCGCUGUGACCUGGGUCCUCGAACACAGAGUAAACAACGAUUUUAGGGGUACACCUAUAAAUCAACUUGGAAUGAUCUUCUGGUUCACCUUCUCAACCAUGGUUUUUGCACAUAGUAAAUACUCUUCCUCUUCUCUCAAUCUAUAG